Molecule: messenger RNA, 1905 nt
Organism: Clunio marinus
Lineage: Eukaryota; Metazoa; Arthropoda; Insecta; Diptera; Chironomidae
Source: the annotation of a GenBank genome assembly
UGAUAAGAAAGCAUUUUUUUUCGUGAUCAGUGUAAAUCCGUACGGGAAGUGUUGAAGAUGUACAUUCUCUCAAAUUGUUCAAAUUAUAUUUAUUACGAAUCAUCAUUUGACACUUUAGUGAAUAGAAAUAUGAAAAGUGAACCAUCAUUUAUCGCGAGUGAAUUUGAUAUUACAUCCAACUACAAUUGUUCAAAGCCAAUGUCAAACGAUGUUGCACCGGAGGUUAAUAUUUUAUACAUCGUCAUGGAGAUUUUAGUUGCAAUCUUUGGUGUGUUGGGAAAUUCUUUGGUCAUCAUCGUGUUUUGUACGACAAGAAAACUUCGACGUCGAACGAAUUUUUACAUCAUUUCAUUAGCCUUUGCCGACUUCUUAGCAGCAUCAAUAGGAAUACCUGCAGCUAUCCUUAUUUCCGUUGGCAUACCACAUAAUUGCAACAUGUGCUUGUUGAUGAUUUCAUCACUUUUAUCUUUCUUCACAAUUUCCAUCUUCAGUCUGGUUUUAGUUUCUUGCGAUCGUUUCAUGUCGAUUAUCUUUCCAUUGAAGUAUUGUGAAGAGAAGAAAAACCACAUAAUCUUUGAGAUUGUUGGAUGUUGGCUACUUGGCUUUUUUAUCGGUUUUCUUCCUUACAUAUGGCAUAAAAAAUUACCAGUUAAUCGUUGCUUGUAUCAAAAUGUCAUCACUGAGGGACUUCAAUUGUUUAGAUUUAUCGUCGUGAUAAUAAUUCCCAUGCUUAUCAUCUUCGUGAUAUAUGCGAUGAUAUACCGAGUUGUGCUUCAUCAGGCGUCUGUUGGAUUACCAAAAAAUCUUUAUGCUUGCUUAUUCACGACGUCGUCUUUGGUUGUUUUGUGCACAAUAUCGAUAUUCUGCCUCGUUGCUGUGUCCAUCGAUCGAUAUUGGGCGAUUCUCCAUCCUUUGGCUUACUCACGCAAUGUUCGAACAAAAACUGCGAUAGGAAUUAUCAGUUUGUGUUGGGUUUUCGGAUCUGUAAUUGGAUUUCUACCGGUCUUUGGAUGGCACAAUGGAACCGAAGACGAACAAUGUUUCUUUACUGAAAUUAUGGAUUACAAUUAUCUCGUUUUUCUGUAUUUCACAACAAUCAUCACACCGAGCAUCAUUUUGGCAGUUUUUUAUGGCUUAAUUUAUCGUGUUAUCUUAAAACAGGUCAAUAAAACGUCUUCAUCAUUACGAUUAUCAUCGACGGGAUUAGACAGCAAAGUCAGCACUAUGAAACAUUCUUCAAGUGAAACGCAUGUGCUUCGUUUGCUUAAUUCAGCAGCGCAAAAACGUGAAGUCAAAGCAACACAGAAUCUCUCAAUUAUUGUAGCAUUCUUCAUGAUCUGCUGGAUUCCACUAUACACAAUUAAUUGCAUUAAUGCUUUUUGUCAGGAAUGUGUUCGAAACGCAUCGAUAACUUACUUCGGAAUUAUUUUAUCUCAUUUGAAUUCAGCGAUUAACCCGCUACUUUACGCUUACCAUUUGAAAGACUUUCGUGGUGCUUUAAUCAGAUUGUUCACAUGCAACAAUGUCGAUACACAUUAUCGACCAUCAUUCAUAAGUCAACAACAACAAAGAAUCACAUCACAAAUGAAUCAGAGACGAUCAUAUCAACCAAGAACGUACAUCGAUUCUCCUGUUUAUAAACGACAACAAUAUCAGAUGAAAACAAUUACAGAAGGCAAUUCACACAUUCCAAACAAUGGAGAUUUAAAUUUCUUUAGAGACACCGAUCUCUCGAUUUCAGCAAUCGAAUCUUCACCACAAUUACGUCGAAUCACCUCUAGUCAAUCAAAUAGAAUUUAUAUUAUAAGUGAUAAUCACGAGAAAAAUCAUACUGUCGAGCCACAGCCAAGUUCACUCUACAACAACAUUGUCAAUAGAUGUAAUCAAGAAAAGGAUAAAGAAUAA